UAUGAAGCUCACAAAAAAUGAUCCCUAAAUGCAAUAAGUAAUUUUCAAAUCGAAAGCUUAGGAAUAAUAGAUGCUAUAUAAUAAAAAAUAUGCAUUUUUUACAAUGUAAAACGAAAAGUAUGUAUAAAUUAUUUGUGAAUUACCCAACAUUUUUACUGUUGAAGACGCUAUAACAUUCACUCUGCAUCAAUUCUAAAAGGAAUUAGGUAAUUUUAAACAAUAAUAAUCUUUAGGAGUAAACUUCAAAGCGAAAAAGGGAAGUGAUUACGUCUUAAAAAUUUCAAAAAAAUCUGGGCAACCCAAAGAUGAUUUGCCAAGUAUUAGCUAUAUAUUUUUGUCGCUUAGGUUUGGAUUAUGAAUAAAUCUUGUUUGAAACUGGAAGUCAAACAUUUACUUUAGUGUGUAAAAAUAAUCUGUAAAUUUCUGAUAAUUAAUAAUAACCUUAAACAUCGGUCACAACCACAAUGUGCUCAUAAUAAGAGUAAUAAGAUAUAUCAAUCAAGUCUAGAGUAUCAUAUACUAAUGGAUUAAAUAAAGGAAAAGUAAUUACAAUAUUCUUAUUUUUCUACUUAGAAACAAAUCAAAGAGAGUGAUAAGAAGGAAAAAAGUGGUGGAUUUUGUUUUUUCAAUAAGUGCUUUUGA
Messenger RNA from Paramecium pentaurelia, 642 nucleotides. The record is from the annotation of a GenBank genome assembly. Lineage: Eukaryota; Ciliophora; Oligohymenophorea; Peniculida; Parameciidae.